Emiliania huxleyi CCMP1516 is the source of this 1524-nucleotide messenger RNA. RefSeq lists its product as hypothetical. The coding region runs from base 202 to 1449 and encodes 415 amino acids. The record is from RefSeq and is a predicted model, not a curated record. The transcript is spliced from 2 exons. Gene Ontology annotation, molecular function: pseudouridylate synthase activity; kinase activity. Lineage: Eukaryota; Haptophyta; Isochrysidales; Noelaerhabdaceae.
CACAGCGAGCUGCUGCGGGCACCACCCCUGCACUGGUCAGACGCAGGGGCGGCAGCGGGCACUCGCUGCGCCGCUUCGAGCCGCAGAGGAGCGAUCCGGAGGAGCACAGCCCGCCCGCCCUCGAAGGCGCCGUGAACCCCGCGGCUCGUGUUUAGCGGCAGCAGAGCCGCAGAGGCGGAGCGCGCCGCCGACACACUGCAAAUGCUCUUCCUGAGCCUCGCCGCCGUCGGGAAGCUCGACGUGACUGGCCCGCACGGCGCCCGUCGUGCGGGCCCGCCCCUGGUCGUGCACGCCGAGGUUCAGGCCGCCAUCGACGCCGGCGAGCCUGUGGUGGCGCUGGAGUCGACGAUCAUCACGCACGGGAUGCCUUACCCGGACAACCUGCACACCGCCCGCGCGGUGGAGGAGGCCGUCCGCGAGGCCGGUGCGGUGCCCGCCACCGUCGCACUGCUCGAUGGCGUCUGCCACGUCGGCCUAGCCACCGAGGAGCUGACGCGGCUCGCGCAGCUCGGGCGUGAGCGCGUCGCCAAGUGCUCGCGUCGCGACCUCGCGGCGGUGAUGGCGCGGCGCGGGCACGGCGCGACGACGGUCUCGGCCACCAUGCUGCUCGCGCACCUCGCCGGGGUCCCAGUCUUUGUGACGGGCGGCAUUGGCGGCGUGCACCGCGGCGGCGAGGCAUCGAUGGACGUGAGCGCUGACCUGACUGAGCUGAGCCGGACGCCGGUCUGCGUGGUGUGCGCGGGGGUCAAGUCGAUCCUCGACAUCCCGCGCACGCUCGAGGUGCUCGAGACAAACGGCGUUGCCGUCGCAGCGCUCGGCGCGCGCCUCCCGAGCGCACGCGGCCCUCCUCUCUGGCUCGAGCCCGUCUCCGUGGACAAGGCGGCCGCCGCGUGCGCUGCGCUGGCGGCCGCCGCGCCCCCGGGGGCGAGGCCACUCGAGCGCGUUGCCUUCGUUUCGCCCAACGAGGCCGAGGUGCUCGCCAUGGCCGACGCCUUGCGGGCGGCGGGCGGCGGGCCGGGCGGCGGCACCAGGCGUGGCGGGGGCGAGGGCGAGGGCGGGGGCGAGGGCGAGGGCGAGGUGCGAGGUGCGGCGGCGGCGCUGCUGCGCGCCGGGGUGCGUCAUGUCCUGGUCACGCGAGGGGCGAAGGGGCUGCUGUGGGCGCGCGCCGCCCGCCGCAGCUCUGGGCUGGACGCCGAGGUCUGCUUCGAGGAGCUCCCCGCGCUCGCCGCCACUGUCAAGAGCACGCGCGGCGCGGGAGACAGCUUCGUCGCCGGCGCCGCCUGGGGGCUGCUGCGAGCGCCGACGCUCGACCUCGCCGACACGGACACCGUGCGCGCCGCGUUGCGCGCCGGGCUGCGAGCCGCGCAGCUCACCGUCCAGAGCGACGCGGCCAUCUCUGUUGAGGUCAGCGCCGACCGGCUCGAACCGGCGCUGGCCGGUGCGGCGUGAGCGGUCUACCCGGUGGGGAGAGAGGUACGGUAGAGCGAUUCCGAAGCGCAAACAAAUCUGUAAAAGUGAUAUAUC